This is a messenger RNA of Glarea lozoyensis ATCC 20868, 1695 nucleotides long. Its product is annotated as MFS general substrate transporter. The transcript is spliced from 6 exons. Gene Ontology annotation, biological process: transmembrane transport. Gene Ontology annotation, molecular function: transmembrane transporter activity. The record is from RefSeq and is a predicted model, not a curated record. Bases 1 to 1695 code for a protein of 564 amino acids. NCBI's taxonomy places the organism in Eukaryota, Fungi, Ascomycota, Leotiomycetes, Helotiales, Helotiaceae.
AUGGAUAUCGAAACACCAACACCCGAGAUGUCCUCAUCGAUAGAGACCGGAAGUCCUCCUAGUAAAGAAGAGAAGAUGGAUGUACCAAUUGAAAAGAAAUCACUUUCUUUCAUGUUGGCGUAUGGUUCUGUGAUGGCAAGUGCCUUUAUUUCUACCAUGGAUACUGUAAUUGUCGCGACUGCGCUGCCUGCGAUAGCACAGGGAUUGAAUGCGCGUUCCAACGAGGCGUACUGGCUUGGAUCGGGAUUUCUUUUCGCUCAGGCAGUGAGCCAGCCACUGUAUGGUACUUUGUCUGGAGUUUUUGGAAGAAAAUCAUGUUUUCUGUUCGCUAUGAUCGUCUUUACGAUUGCAAGUCUUUUCUGUGCAACGGCUCAGAGUAUUGAGUGGUUGAUUGCCGCUAGGGUGUUCCAAGGCAUCGGCGCUGGUGGAAUAAAUGCAUGCGGAAGCAUGAUUAUCACUGACAUGGUUUCGUUGAGAGAGCGAGCCAAAUACAUCGGUAUCUUGUCUCUUGCUUCAGCCAUUGGCCUAGUAUCAGGCAUCAUGAUGGGUGCAGGUAUCGCAGGGAGAGCUUCAUGGAGAAUAAUCUUCUACAUUAACCUCCCACUCUGUGUUCCAGCUAUAGCUGGAAUCUAUUUCUUCAUCCAUCUUGAGACUGGGCCUCUCUCUGUUUUGGAAAAGCUUAAACGUGUGGAUUGGGUCGGCGUAGUCGUAUUGACUGGUUCCCUGAUAUCCCUGCUUUAUGGAAUCACCAGCGGUGGUGUCAUACAUCCAUGGGACUCGGGGCGGGUGAUCGCAAGUAUUGUAAUCGCUGCUUUCGGCCUAACAGUAUUCCUUUUCUACGAGCAUAAAUACGCUAAAGAACCGAUGAUACCGCUUCGAAUUUUCGCUAGUCGGACAGCUGCUGCUGCAUUUGUUGCAUCGUUCAGUUUGGGGUUCGAUCUUUGGGCCAUGCAAUACUAUUUAAUUCAAUAUUUCCUUGUUACCAAGCGGCGCUCUCUGGUUGGCGCCGGUGUGUCAAUUCUUCCCGGAACUGUUUUGGUACCUUUCAUGGCUGUGGCUGGUGGUCUACUCAUAACCAAACUCCAAAAGUUCAAAGCAGUAAAUACUGCUGCUUGGUUCUUCACGACGCUUGGUUUUGCGCUGAUGACUCAACUCAAGAUUGACUCUAAUAAAGGUGUUCAAUAUGGAUUUCAAAUCGUGUACGCCUUCGGGGCAGGAGUGCUUUUCCCAGGAAGGACAUGCGCAGUUCAAGCUUGCCAGACAGAUGAUGAUGUUCCAAUGGCCACAGCACUAGUAUCUUUUGUUUUGAGUCUCGGUCAAUCCUUCGGGGUCGGUAUCGGUGGUGUGGUAUUUCAAAACCAAUGGAACAAGCACACCCAAAAGUCGAUAUUGGCUGGCAGCAUUCCACCCCAAUAUGUCCUCUCAUACCGACAAGCGGAGCAAGCUUUCGAACUGAUUAAACCCUUCCCACCGUCCGUUCAAGUUGUAUAUCGUAUAAUAAUGGCUGAUGUUAUCGAUGCGAUAUUUAUUGUCAUUGCUGCUUUUGCAGGGCUGGCGCUUUUGACGAGUCUGGUUUCGAGAGACUUGAGUCUGGACAGGGAUACGAGGAGCGCGCAGCAGUUUAAGGAGAAGAGGAAGUCGAAGAAGGGAGAUGGAGUAGUGAUGAUAUCUGCAUUGGAAGAGAAAGUCGUCUAA